Juglans microcarpa x Juglans regia is the source of this 747-nucleotide messenger RNA. RefSeq lists its product as uncharacterized. The record is from RefSeq and is a predicted model, not a curated record. The coding region runs from base 226 to 492 and encodes 88 amino acids. The transcript has a single exon. Lineage: Eukaryota; Viridiplantae; Streptophyta; Magnoliopsida; Fagales; Juglandaceae.
GGAGGCGAAAUUGCCGAAUCUUGAUCGCUUCAUGCAUGUCCCCCGGGGGAGCCACGUGGAGUACGUAAUUGAUAAUGAACUGACACGUUACGUCAAACGUGGAGAAGUUAGGAACAGUAUAAGAAACCACGCAAGAAGAAUUAAUCAAAGCCAUCCAUUUAUUGAAUAGACAUAGCUAGCGGAAGUUCACAAAUCGAAACAGAUCGAGAAGAAAGAAAAAGGAUAAUGGAGAAGCAGCAGGAGCAGAGGGAGAGAAAACCAGAGAAUGAAGAGAAGGAUAAGUUAGAAGGGCUUCCUUGGGAGGAAAGCCCCUACGUGAAGUACAAUGACCUAGAAGAUUACAAGCGUCAAGGCUAUGGUACGGAAGGGCAUCUCCAGCCGAAGCCCGGUCGAGGUGCUGGCUCCACCGAUGCCCCCACUCUCUCUGGUGGCACCGCUGUCUCCUCCCAGGCACCUGACGCUGCUGCCACUCGUGCCAUGAACCGCCCCUAACUUAAAAUAUUUGUGAAAUGCGGGUAUAAGAGUGAUGUGGAAGUUGUUUGGAAAAGAAAACGUUUGUUUACUUUUAGAAAAUAAUGUUUGUAAUUGAAGUGUAGUGGCGACCGUUAAAAAAAAGAGUUUGUCAUGGGGCGACUUGUUUCGAUGUGACAAAAGCUUUUGGUUACGAAAAAAAAACUUGUAACGUUUAACAUUUUCUUGUUUACCCACAUAGCCAUAAUAUUUAUACUUUUGGAAGUUUUCAUUCUC